Molecule: messenger RNA, 1143 nt
Organism: Eruca vesicaria subsp. sativa (arugula)
Lineage: Eukaryota; Viridiplantae; Streptophyta; Magnoliopsida; Brassicales; Brassicaceae
Source: the annotation of a GenBank genome assembly
AUGGAAGUAGAAUCUGAAACUCAAGAACUGCAUAUUCACGUCAAUGACGAACCUGAAAGGAAACUCUCAACAGAAAAGAGAAGUCACAACUAUUCAUGGAGGUUAAGAGUGUCUCUCUACGUUAUUCUUGUCUUAGCUGGAGAGACAAUAGCCACUCUCUUAGGUAGACUUUACUACGACAAAGGUGGAAACAGUAUAUGGCUCGAGACGUUAGUUCAGCUAGUUGGGUUUCCUUUAACCCUUCCUUGCUAUUAUUACAUAAAGCAUGAACCGUCUUCCAAGACUAGUAAUAACUUAACCAAGAAAACAACUUCUUCCAGCUUCUUGAAACUUUCUUUAGUAUACAUUGGACUUGGCUUGCUUGCUGCUGGUCACAGUGUUCUUUAUUCCUUUGGAUUACUCUACCUUCCUGUCUCAACUUUCUCUUUGAUCUCUGCGUCUCAGUUGGCUUUUAAUGCCGUCUUCUCUUACUUCCUUAACUCACAGAAGUUCACACCUUGUAUACUUAACUCACUUGUUCUCUUGACCACAUCUUCUACACUUCUUGUCAUCCAACCUGAGCCUGAGUCUUCUACUUCAAACUCAUUAUCCAAAUACAACUAUGUGAUUGGAUACAUCUGUGCCAUUGGUGGUUCAGCUGGAUAUUCCUUAGUGCUUUCUUUAACAGAUUAUGCGUUUGAAAAGAUUCUAAAGAAGUACACAUUCAAGGCUAUUUUGGACAUGGUCACAUAUCAGUCAUUGGUAGCUACUUGUGCAGUUUUGGCUGGACUCUUUGGAAGUGGUGGGUGGAAAAUGCUGAGGACAGAAAUGGAAGAGUUUAAACUAGGGCAAAACUCUUAUCUUUUGAUAAAUAUUGGUUCAAUGAUAUCAUGGCAAGCUUGUUGGAUUGGUAGUGUGGGUUUGAUUCUUGAAGUUUCAUCGCUUUUCUCAAACGUGAUAAGCACUCUUUGUUUACCUGUUGUUCCUGUUCUUGCUGUUGUGUUCUUCCGAGAUGAGAUGAGUGGAAUCAAGUUGAUUGCAAUGUUUUUGGCCAUAUGGGGGUUUGUUUCUUAUGCUUACCAGCAUUAUAUUGAUGAUUCAAAACCAGAGGAAGAGGAAGAAAAAGGAACACAAGAAGAUAACAGUAACAACAUUCAGGAUUAG